AUUCGAUUUCAAUCAUGAACGUGUUGGAUUCUAAUCUCGAAGCUCUUGCUUUCAAUUACUUGAGCUUCGGAUUGUUCACUGUUGUGAACAAUCUGUGGACUUGGGUCGCCGUUUUGACCGCUGCCGUUAGCUUCUGGGGGCUCAGACCCAGAGCCGCCGCCACCAGGGCCAUCUCUUCUUCUUCCGCAUUGAAAUUCCACUCCCAACCUGCCAUUUCCGACCUCAGCUCAAAUGGGUCGUCGCCGGUUCCCGAGAUAACUCAGUCAAAUUCCGCGGCGAAGAAGGUGGAGCCACCAUGCUUUGUUCCAGCAUUGGCCAAGUUCGAUGACAGCAGAGUGCAGCUGACAAAGGGUUCGAAGUUUGCGGUGUAUUUUGAGGAUAGUAACGUUGAGAGUGACCUGAUAGCGACCUCAUCGCCGACGCCGGAGGAGGAUGAGACAGAAGAGAGCGGCAGCGAUGAGGUGGUGGCGGCUAAUUGGUGGGAGGAUGUUUUGACGUUGAGAACGGGAGAGAUGAGCUGCUACAGGUACCAGGACUUGACGGAGCUUAACGGUAACGUCGUUAGAUUAUGGGAUGAUUACACUAAAAUAGUUGGUGAAACCGCGUCCCGCUCAGCAAAACCAAAGCGACGUGUCGUUUGGUAGUUAGAUUAGCAUGUGGUUUUAGGCUUUAUUAUGCAUCAAGGUCUUGGGAUUGAAGGUUCGAAGAAGAACUUGUAAAUACAUUUUGUUGGGUUAAACAUGAUUAAUAAACUCAAAUCAAUGCAAAUUGCAACGCUACUUGUUGCAUUUUUUAUAUAA
Pyrus x bretschneideri (Chinese white pear) is the source of this 800-nucleotide messenger RNA. RefSeq lists its product as uncharacterized. The transcript has a single exon. The record is from RefSeq and is a predicted model, not a curated record. The coding region runs from base 15 to 644 and encodes 209 amino acids. NCBI's taxonomy places the organism in Eukaryota, Viridiplantae, Streptophyta, Magnoliopsida, Rosales, Rosaceae.